Messenger RNA from Candida dubliniensis CD36, 2442 nucleotides. RefSeq lists its product as uncharacterized. The record is from RefSeq and is a predicted model, not a curated record. Gene Ontology annotation, cellular component: ubiquitin ligase complex. Bases 1 to 2442 code for a protein of 813 amino acids. The transcript has a single exon. Gene Ontology annotation, biological process: protein monoubiquitination; protein polyubiquitination. Lineage: Eukaryota; Fungi; Ascomycota; Pichiomycetes; Serinales; Debaryomycetaceae. Gene Ontology annotation, molecular function: ubiquitin-ubiquitin ligase activity.
AUGGAUGAAAGGAACAAAUUCAAGUUAAAGUUGUCAUCCCUUUCAUUGAAAAAUACACCUUCUAGACAAGCAAGCGUGUCUUCUCGUAAUCAAGGGGAUGAGGAAGCCAAUGAAUUGAUUAAUAUUUUGCCUUCAUAUCAAAUGUAUCGAUCAACUAUAACGAAAAACUUGACUCCCAGUGUUGAAGACUUGCGAACAGCUCCACCUAGCUAUGAAGUUACCCCUGAUUUGUCGACUGUUCAAUUACACGAUUAUUUUGCGUCGGUGCCGACAUCUCCGACCUUGGAGCUAAUGCCUUCUGAGAAUCUAGAGGCUGACCCAUCAGCUAUUCAACAAGACGGUGAGCAAGAUGAUGAAACUAUCUUGGAAAAUGCACAUAAAUUGAAGCGAUUGACGUCUACAAACAAAGAGAUCUCCAAACUGUUGGAAGUGAAAAUACUUCUCACGGAACACAUUGGGAAAGUGGGAGAGCCAUAUACUUUGGUUGAUCCCUUGACUUUGGAAUUGAAACAAGGGGAUUAUAUUUACGGGUUUGUUUUGAUAACUAAUAAAACAUCUAAUGUUAUUCCUUUUGAUAUGUUUUCCGUUCAGUUGGAAGGCUGUUCUAUAUUUGGUAAAACCAAUAAUAGCACAUUGGUUGAACAACCUUCUCAUAUUGAUAGAUUUCUUAACAUGUUUGACUUCAAUGCCCUGUGGAAUGACGCAUUUUUGGACCGUCUAGUGACAGAGCAUAAUGACCCAACUAAUAUAGGGACCAUAUAUGAUCCAGUUGACGGUACAUAUUAUCAUCUAGAUCAUAGGAAGAUAUUAGAACCAGGAAUUACCUAUAAAAAGUAUUUUACUUUCAAAAUACCGGAGAAAUUGUUGGAUAGUGCAUGUGAACACCUGUUAAUUAAACAUUUACAAAUUCCUCCCACAUUUGGAGUAUGCAAAAAUGAGGUUAUUAGUUCUUUGAGACAUAAAUGGAAGGAUCAGCAGAGUGGGGCACCGGAAGAUACGGCGUCUAGGAAAUACAAGUAUGCUUCUUUGACGAAUGAUUUUGCAUUUAAUGACACGUCAAUAAGUUAUUGUGUGAGUGCUCGAGUUAUUGGACGUGCAUCAGGAUAUCAGCACUUGUUUGGUCCACUUGGGGGCGUUCAUGCAAUUAAUGACAAAAAUGAUGAAUAUGUUGUUGCCACUGAGGAUUAUAAAUACUUGCGAGUUAUCCCUGUUACCAAGGCAAUUGUUCAAUUAAACCGGUCUAUGAUUCAUCAGGAAGCACGCUUGUUGUAUACUAAUAUGGUGGAUAAGAUCAAAGAGAAAAUCACUUUAGGAAGAGAUAUUAUGAUUGCUAACCAACAACAAAAUCUGCUUCUGCCUGUAUCAAGCACUGGUUCGUUACGCCCUGUUUCGAGUGCCAACUCUUUUAACCAACUUACUGCCACUCAUUCAUUACCCACGUCGCCUAGUUCAUUUUCAGUACGAGCAGCACUUCAAGAGGGUGCUGCUUCUUCAUAUACCAAUUCUCCCCUAUUGACACCUACCUCAAGUUCAGCACAGCUAGCCAAGAUGCAACAAUCUUACUACUCUAAAGUUAAUCAAAGAAAUAUCCAUGUUUCCAAUGAGCUGAAAUCAGAGGUUUUCCAUCCGUAUAAAAAGAAGAAUUUAUUUGGAAACUCGAAAAUAAUUGGAUUAAUAGCUUUUGGGACACCGAAGAAGGAGUAUUUUGUAAAUUACGUUCCAUUUGAACAGCUUCUGUCGAAAUCAAAAAAAGUAUUACCUUCAGUUUUGAAUAUUCCCUUUGACUUGACGUUUAUUUUUGGCGAUGAGAAAACUGGAUCUGUGUCGUCGCUACCUGAGUUUAAGUCGUUAUCUGUUGAAUUGAUCGCGUUGACCGUGAAAUCAAAAAAAUUACCAAUCCCCGUUGUUAUACAUCCAGAAAUGAUGUUUGAUAACAAAACCAAAAAUGGAGGAAGCAGCAAUGAUAAUUUUGAUAUAUUGACAAUUAAAAAAUUUCAGAAAUAUGCUAUUGAAUUACUGAAGUUGUUAAAGGAAGUGGGUCCCGAACCAUUGGAUGUUGAUAGAGACUUGGUUCAAGAUAUCAAAUGUUUGGCAAACUUGACGACAAAAUAUGUACAUAUGAAAAUUAAGGACGUGGUGAUCAAGGUAAAUGAACAAUCGUACACUUCAAUUGCCGCUGUUCCUUGGCAGAAGGAAGUUUUACAAUCUACAGACAACACCACUGGUAAAGAACAAAGUACAGUAAAGUACAGUAAGAAUUUGAAUUUAUCGAUAAAUCUAGCUAAUGUGGUAAUGAAACCGACUAACCUGACAGAUUUCUGUUUAGUCCCUGAUUUUCAAACCUGUUUGUUGGCAAGGAUAUAUUACUUGAAGGUUGAUUUGAAAUCUCAUACUGGUGAAAAGAUAACUUUAAGAGUACCCAUUGUCUUACAAAAGACUUAA